GGCACAUCCCACGAUCUUCUCACUGCAGGGAGGGGGCGAGGGGAACCAUUCAACGCAUUCAGAGAUGAGGUGGUGUUGAACGCCCACGUGUGACAAUCAGGGAAAGUUAUCGCGUACCGCGAAUAGAAUAGGGUUUCCACUCUGUUUUCCUCAUGCAACCAAACUUCGCGCACGAGCACGAGGCAUGCAUCUUGAUAUGCUCGUCGAUCCGGUACCCGAGGAUUAGAAUUGAGUGGAAUGUCUUCGGCGUUCCAAGGAUACUGGGAAUCUUGUAUAGAGGCUUGUACACCACGACAUCAUCGUGCUUUCGGAUUGUGUUACUUUUGUGUUUGACGGUAAAUCUUGGAAGUGGAGCGGGGGGAGGUUGGAGUAUGAGUUAUUAUCAUGACAUAUGUGGAUUCAUUCAUCGUAUUUGGGGUAUACGGAACAUGUCGAAGGUGUACUAGGUACUUUGCUUAGAGUACCUGGUUCGUUUCUAAUGAAGUCCAAUCUCAUACUAGUACCAUACUUUGUGUAUCUGUGCGUAGACAAUUACUCG
Molecule: messenger RNA, 538 nt
Organism: Aspergillus pseudonomiae
Lineage: Eukaryota; Fungi; Ascomycota; Eurotiomycetes; Eurotiales; Aspergillaceae
Exons: 1
Coding region: 153-446 (97 amino acids)
Source: RefSeq, a predicted model, not a curated record